AUGGUUCAUGUCAAGUGGGGCAGAGACGUACUACAUUUCCUAGUGCCACCUCUUAGCACAACGCUGGGCAAGCUCAGAGCUGAUAUCGCGGAGUAUACACACCUUCCUCCAUCAUCAUUCAAGCUGGUUCACGCUGGCGCAGUCAUGAAUGACGACCAUGCCCCUCUGUCCGCGUACAACAUCCGCGAAAAUUCUACGAUCGCGCUGAUCGGGGGUCACACAUCAGCACAAACCCCCGCUCCACAUGCACGGCCGUCCAGAUCUAACGAGCCACCGACGGAGCAGGGCACGAUCAGUACCAUACGUGCUGAGUUGGACCGUGUACGCUCAACGCUAGUUCCAGAUGUGGAUGCAUUUGUUCUCGCCUGUUUGGGUUCACUGGCCACUGCGCCUCACCCAAGCACAUUCGUCGCUCCCGUACAAACGCCUACGCCUGGAAGAUUACCGGCAUUCUCUGAUAGCGUGCCAUCGCAGGUGCCGACGUCCCUUGACCAUAGCCGUCUGUCAGAGCUGCUCCUACAAUCCCUCUUGCGCCUCGAUGCUCUCCACCUGCCUGGUGCUGACUGGCCUGAUGCUAGACAGCAGCGCAAGGCUGCGGUGCGCGAAGUUCAGAGUGUUCUGGAUCGUCUCGACAAUGCUUGGGCGUCGAGAUGA
This is a messenger RNA of Pisolithus orientalis, 654 nucleotides long. RefSeq lists its product as uncharacterized. Gene Ontology annotation, molecular function: protein-folding chaperone binding; adenyl-nucleotide exchange factor activity. The coding region runs from base 1 to 654 and encodes 217 amino acids. The transcript has 2 exons. Gene Ontology annotation, biological process: protein stabilization. The record is from RefSeq and is a predicted model, not a curated record. Lineage: Eukaryota; Fungi; Basidiomycota; Agaricomycetes; Boletales; Pisolithaceae. Gene Ontology annotation, cellular component: membrane; cytosol; cytoplasm.